Messenger RNA from Lotus japonicus, 6849 nucleotides. RefSeq lists its product as uncharacterized. The record is from RefSeq and is a predicted model, not a curated record. The transcript has 21 exons. NCBI's taxonomy places the organism in Eukaryota, Viridiplantae, Streptophyta, Magnoliopsida, Fabales, Fabaceae. Gene Ontology annotation, biological process: telomere maintenance; DNA repair. Gene Ontology annotation, molecular function: DNA helicase activity. Bases 1 to 6648 code for a protein of 2215 amino acids.
AUGUUGGGUGAGAAGUUGUGCUUUGAAGACCCUUUCCACAAGGUCUUUGUUGUGCAUUUCAACCGAGAUACUAAUAAGCCUGCUCUCCACGAAGGAUGGAGCUCUAUUUCUGAAUUUUAUGGCCUGGUGGAAAGACAUUGGUGUCUUCUCAAGUUGGUUGCUCCAUGUGUUUUUCACAUGUCAAUAUUUGAUGAGGAGCAUAAGGAGAUCCCUUACUAUUUUGUUGGUCACCAAGAUUUUCCCCCCGUUCCUCAACCAGAACCAGUUGUCCAAGUUAUCACUUCCAAUCCAGAAGUUGUGUAUGGAGAAGAGGUUGAUGUGGGAAUGGACCAAGUAGUGCCAUUUCUCGCUUCAUCUCCACGAACUGUACUCUUGCCAGAGGAAAUAGAACAUCAAGUUGUUCCUGAGUUUGUUCCUUCAGGAUCUGAUGAGGAAGAACUUGUGUACCAGCGUGUUUUGAGAACGGUGUUGUCUCCAUACAUGUGCUACGCAAGUCAAUACGCAUUAAUGGCUGCUUCCAAUGGUCUUGGGAAUGCUCUGUGUGAGGAAUCAGUUCAAGCACGGAAUAAGAGGAAGCAAAUAAUUUCUAGCAAGAAAAGAGCUCAACAGAUGUCUAUAAACCAAGUUUGUCAAAAUGCUACUAAGACGAGGAAGAAUACUUCAAGCUCCCCUUUGUCUGACAUAACGAACAACCUGACCAAUCCUGUGUUUCAACCACCUGUUGGAAUUAAUUCUCAGAAAUCUCUCAACGACUCAUUGACUACACCAGAUAUUUCAGGGACAAACAGCACCGUUUGCUUCCCUUCGUCCCAGAAUAGAUCUUUUACAUGUUCAUUAUCCACAUUUCCAUAUGGGAUGUCCAAUGAAACAACUUCCAGAGUGGUUCGUAGUAAAAAAAUUCACAAUGCUGCAGCUGCUAGGUUAAGGAGGUUAAAUUAUAUGAAAAGUAACAAUCCUCUAAAUCUGGACAUUACUGAAGAUAUUUCAAGGCUGAAUCAAAACAAUAAAACAAAAACAUGUUUAAUGAAUAACAUUGAAGCAAGUUCUUCGAAGAGUGGUAAUGAUGCCUAUAAUUUCCAAGUUUCUGGAUCUCAUUGUCGCCAGUUGUUGGUGGAGUUUAAUGCUGAAAGUCACUCUUCACAGUCUUUGUUAGAUCUUUAUGAUGGUGCUGAGUUGAUAGUAUUUAACUUGCAGUGUUUUGUUGCCUUUGAAAUAGAUGAAAUAGAUUUGGGGGAUGCAUCUUAUAGGUGCCGCAUUUGCCACGCGAAUUUUUGGUAUGAAGAAAGGGUUAGUAAAAGUAAGCGUUCCACAAAUCCUGAAUUUUCGGUUGAAUCAGCUGUGAACAAUGGUGGAGGUCCUCCACAAUUUGUAUUGAGUGGCCAAAAUUAUCAUAGAAUUGGUACACUCCUCCCUCAACUAGGAGAUGUUCCCAAAUUUGCUCAGCUUUACAUAUAUGAUACACACAAUGAGAAUAAGAAUCGAAUGAAGCCGUUCAUGGCUUCUAACAAUCCAGAUCCAUUGGAUAUUUCUUUAGUGGAUGAAUUGAAGGGAAUGAUUGAUGAGAAUAACGUGCUAGCUAAGUCAUUUCGUAAGGUACGAGAUUAUGUAAUGUCAAAUGAAUCAUCAUCAUUUGCCUUGCGUCUAUUUCGGAAAAGAGGUAAAGACCCUCGAACAUAUAAUUUGCCUACAUCUGAUGAGAUUGCAGCCCUAAUUGUAGGGGAUCUUGAAAAUGUUGAAGUUGCACGGAAUAAGAGGAAGCAAAUAAUUUCUAGCAAGAAAAGAGCUCAACAGAUGUCUAUAAACCAAGUUUGUCAAAAUGCUACUAAGACGAGGAAGAAUACUUCAAGCUCCCCUUUGUCUGACAUAACGAACAACCUGACCAAUCCUGUGUUUCAACCACCUGUUGGAAUUAAUUCUCAGAAAUCUCUCAACGACUCAUUGACUACACCAGAUAUUUCAGGGACAAACAGCACCGUUUGCUUCCCUUCGUCCCAGAAUAGAUCUUUUACAUGUUCAUUAUCCACAUUUCCAUAUGGGAUGUCCAAUGAAACAACUUCCAGAGUGGUUCGUAGUAAAAAAAUUCACAAUGCUGCAGCUGCUAGGUUAAGGAGGUUAAAUUAUAUGAAAAGUAACAAUCCUCUAAAUCUGGACAUUACUGAAGAUAUUUCAAGGCUGAAUCAAAACAAUAAAACAAAAACAUGUUUAAUGAAUAACAUUGAAGCAAGUUCUUCGAAGAGUGGUAAUGAUGCCUAUAAUUUCCAAGUUUCUGGAUCUCAUUGUCGCCAGUUGUUGGUGGAGUUUAAUGCUGAAAGUCACUCUUCACAGUCUUUGUUAGAUCUUUAUGAUGGUGCUGAGUUGAUAGUAUUUAACUUGCAGUGUUUUGUUGCCUUUGAAAUAGAUGAAAUAGAUUUGGGGGAUGCAUCUUAUAGGUGCCGCAUUUGCCACGCGAAUUUUUGGUAUGAAGAAAGGGUUAGUAAAAGUAAGCGUUCCACAAAUCCUGAAUUUUCGGUUUGUUGUAUGAAAGGAAAGGUUGUUCUACCAUUGCUGUCCAAACCUCCAUUGCUUUUAUAUAAUUUGAUUCAUGGAAGAGAUUAUCGAUCCAAACAUUUCAUAGAUAAUAUUAGGGCAUAUAACAGUAUGUUCGCAUUUACUUCUAUUGGUGGGAAGGUUGAAUCAGCUGUGAACAAUGGUGGAGGUCCUCCACAAUUUGUAUUGAGUGGCCAAAAUUAUCAUAGAAUUGGUACACUCCUCCCUCAACUAGGAAAUGUUCCCAAAUUUGCUCAGCUUUACAUAUAUGAUACACACAAUGAGAAUAAGAAUCGAAUGAAGCCGUUCAUGGCUUCUAACAAUCCAGAUCCAUUGGAUAUUUCUUUAGUGGAUGAAUUGAAGGGAAUGAUUGAUGAGAAUAACGUGCUAGCUAAGUCAUUUCGUAAGGUACGAGAUUAUGUAAUGUCAAAUGAAUCAUCAUCAUUUGCCUUGCGUCUAUUUCGGAAAAGAGGUAAAGACCCUCGAACAUAUAAUUUGCCUACAUCUGAUGAGAUUGCAGCCCUAAUUGUAGGGGAUCUUGAAAAUGUUGAAGUUGGUAGGGAUAUUAUAGUUAAAAAAAAUGGUGUCCUAACAAGGAUCCAUGAAACUCAUACCUGCUUUAUUCCAUUACAAUAUCCAUUGAUAUUUCCUUUUGGUGAAGAUGGUUGGCAAGAAGAUAUUCCGUUAAGUGGUGUGUCGGCAUCUCUUAGUUCUCGAUUGAAACCUCGGGUCACAUUACGAGAAUUUAUAACCUUUAGGAUUCAAGAAAGGGAUCUUGAGCAUGGGAAUGUUGUCUUUUGUAGAAGGCUUUUCCAACAGUUUUUGGUAGAUUGUUAUACCAUGAUAGAAUCUCAGAGGCUAUCAUAUGUCCGCAACAAUCAAAAAAUAAUUAGAGCUGAUUUCCUUAAUGGGUUGGAAGAAGCAAUGUGUAGAGGAGAAACAGACCCAGGUCAAUUAGGAAUGCGUAUUGUAUUGCCGUCCUCAUUUGUUGGUGGACGUCGCUAUAUGUUUGAUUGUUGUCAAGACGCAAUGGCUAUUUGUAAGCGUUAUGGUUAUCCUGAUCUCUUCAUAACUGUUACAUGCAAUUCUGCAUGGAAAGAAAUUGAUAGAUUUGUUCGUCAGAGGAAUUUAAGGCCAGAUGAAAGGCCAGAUAUAUGUUGUCGAAUCUUCAAGAUGAAGCUGGACCAUUUAAUUGGAACUUUGAAGAGUGGCAUUAUAUUUGGUCCUUUAGAUGCAGGUAUGUACACAAUUGAGUUCCAAAAAAGAGGGUUGCCACAUGCACAUAUUCUCCUAUGGCUUUCGAAGAACAACAAGUUAGUAACAACCUCUGAUAUUGAUAAAUUCAUUUCAGCAGAAAUUCCUGAUCCUAUUCUACAUCCUAGAUUGAACAAGGUUGUGUCUACUUAUAUGUUACAUGGUCCAUGUGGCUCUGGUUUUUCAAAAUCUCCUUGCAUGUCAAAUGGGAAAUGUACCAAGUUCUUCCCAAAGAAUUUUCAGGAAACUACUAUAAUUGAUGAUGAUGGUUAUCCUGUGUACAGAAGGAGAGAUACUGGAGUGUAUGUUGAGAAGAAAGGUCUUCGAAUGGACAAUAGUUAUGUUGUUCCUUAUAACCCUCAACUACUUAUGUUAUAUAAUGGUCAUAUCAACGUGGAAUAUUGCAACAAAUCUAAUGCAAUCAAGUAUCUCUUCAAGUAUGUUAGUAAAGGUCCUGAUCGUGUUAAUAUUGAAAUAAGCAAUCAGAGAGAAGAUGGGGCAGAACUUGAGGUAAAAGAUGAAAUUAAACAAUAUUAUGAUUGUAGAUAUCUUACCCCAUGUGAGGCUGUUUGGAGGACUUUCAAAUAUUAUAUUCAUGUGAAGUGGCCAGCUGUCAAGAAAGUUACUUUCCACCUUGAGGAGAAACAAAGUAUUUGCUUCAAAGAUAGUGAUAAUUUGGAGUAUAUUGUUAAAAAAGCAUCUAAAAAAGACACAAUGUUCUUAGCUUGGAUGAAAGCUAAUGGUUUAUAUGAAGAGGGAAAAUCACUAACUUAUGCUGAAUUUCCUUCAUAUUUUGUUUUUGAUGAGGAAUCUCAUUCAUGGCAUCCAAGGAAGCAAGGAUAUUCUAUUGGAAGACUCCAAUAUAUCCCUCACGGGAUUGGGGAGCUUUAUUAUUUGAGGAUCCUCCUAACUCGGCAGAAAGGAUGUACUUCAUGGGAAAGCAUUCGUACUAUUGAAGAUGUUGUGUAUCCUUCUUUUCAUGAUGCAUGUUAUGCACUAGGAUUGUUAGCAGAUGAUCGAGAAUUUAUAGAUGCUAUUGUUGAAGCAAAUGAGUUAGCUUCAGGCAUACAGCUUCGAAGAUUCUUUGUGAUGUUGCUCACAACAAACACUAUGAGCAAACCCGAAUUUGUGUGGGAAAAAUCAUGGCGGAUUUUGUCAGAUGGAAUUUUGUAUGAAAGGCGAAAAAAGCUAGGCAUACCGGAUCUGCACAUAAGUGACGCAGAUUUACGAAAUCUUUGCUUGGUAGAAUUGGACAAAUUACUUCACUUGAACGGACGGUCUCUAAAAGACUAUUCUUGCCUACCUUUUCCAGAUCUAUUUGAGGAGUGCCAGUAUGAGAACAAAUUCGUUGCUGAUGAAUUGAAUUAUAAUAAAGUUGAAAUGGUCAGUUUGCACGAAUCACUCAUAGAUUCAUUGACUGAAGAACAACAUCAAAUAUACAAUGUUAUAAUGAAAGCAGUCAUGGAUAAAACUGGAGGACUAUUUUUUCUAUAUGGCUCUGGUGGUACCGGCAAAACAUAUUUGUGGAAUACCUUAUCUGCUGGUAUAAGGUCAAAAGGGUUGAUUGUUUUGAAUGUUGCUUCAAGUGGAAUUGCUUCUUUACUUCUCCCUGGUGGAAGGACAGCUCAUUCCAGGUUUUCUAUUCCUAUUUCUAUUAAAGAUACCUCAACUUGCAAUGUUUCGUUAGGUUCUUUAAAAGCUGAGCUAUUAAAGAAAACUAAUUUGAUCAUUUGGGAUGAAGCUCCAAUGUUGAAUAAAUUUUGUUUUGAAGCAUUGGAUAGGACUUUAAAUGACAUAAUGAAGUCCAAUUCAACUUUACCCAAUGAUAUGCCAUUUGGUGGUAAAGUUGUUGUUCUUGGUGGAGAUUUCAGACAAAUAUUACCAGUUAUUCAGAAAGGUAGUCGUUAUGAUAUAGUAGAUGCCUCUAUCAUUUCUUCUUAUCUUUGGAAACAAUGUCGUGUUCUUCUAUUGACAAAGAAUAUGAGGCUACUUAAAUCUGAAGUUUCUGCAGAAUCCAAUGACAUUAAAAUUUUUUCUGAAUGGCUCUUGGAACUUGGUGAUGGAAAGUUAAAUAGAUCUGGAGAUGGGGAAUCUACCAUUGAGAUUCCCGAUGAUCUUUUGAUUCUUGAUUAUGAAAAUCCAUUACAAAGGUUGAUUGAUUUCGCCUAUCCUGAUAUAUUGCACAACUUAGAAAUUAAAAACUACAAUUUUUUUGAAGAAAGAGCUAUUUUGGCACCAACCUUAGAAAGCGUAGAAGCAGUUAACAAUCAACUUCUUUCCAAAAUUCCUGGGGCUAUGAAAGAUUAUUAUAGUUGUGAUAGUACUUGCAAGUCAGAUGAAGACACUGAGAUUGAAGCUGAAUGGUUUACCAGUGAAUUUUUGAAUAACAUCAAAUGUUCUGGCAUACCGAAUCAUAAAUUGAGUUUGAAAGUGGGUGUGCCUGUUAUGUUGUUGCGUAACAUUGACCAAGCUGGAGGACUUUGCAAUGGCACUCGAAUGAUUGUAAAGGCAUUGGGGAAAAAUGUUAUUGUUGCUAAUGUAGUUAGUGGAAAACAACUUGGGAAGGAUGUUUUAAUAUCUAGAAUGGAUUUAGUUCCAACUGACUCUGGUUUGCCUUUCAAGUUUGUAAGGAGACAAUUUCCUAUUUCUUUAUGUUUUGCAAUGACUAUUAACAAAAGUCAAGGUCAGACUCUUUCGCAUGUGGGAUUGUAUUUGCCUAAACCAGUAUUCACUCAUGGGCAGUUAUAUGUUGCAUUAUCGAGGGUGAAAUCAAGAAAAGGAUUAAAAAUCUUGAUUUUGGAUGAAGAUGGUUCCAUUUCAAAGGUUACUAGAAAUAUAGUAUACAAAGAGGUGUUUGACAAUAUAUGACCAAUGCGAAAUCAAAAAUCUGUUUAAAGUGUGAAGUGCAGGAGAAUAAUAAUUUUAUUCUGCUUAUUUCAUAAUUUAUGUAUAAUGGACAUGUUAUUUAUAGACACUAUUUUAUCACUGAAAUUACUAAUGUAUUUUACUCACAAUGGUUUGUUCACAUUUUUUAGCGCACACCUAUUUACUACGACUCUCACAGUUAUA